ACCUCCAAUACCUCUAUACCUCUAAUACCUCUAAUACCUCUAUACCUCUAUACCUCUAUACCUCCAAUACCUCUAUAACUCUAUACCUCCAAUACCUCUAUACCUCUAAUACCUCUAAUACCUCUAUACCUCUAUACCUCUAUACCUCCAAUACCUCUAUAACUCUAUACCUCCAAUACCUCUAUACCUCUAAUACCUCUAAUACCUCUAUACCUCUAUACCUCUAUACCUCCAAUACCUCUAUAACUCUAUACCUCCAAUACCUCUAUACCUCUAUACCUCUAUACCUCUAUACCUCUAUCAGAUUAUUUUCUUCAAAUUCUUUUUUUUAUUUUAAAUGAAUUUGCCGCAAAUUCAAAUACCCCAUUACCUCCAUUUUAGUCUAAAAAUGUGGUUCUAUAUCUAAAAAACUUUGCUCUACAAAAUGGAAUAACUUUCAUCAAAAUCUAAGACUAUCGAUUGAGCAGCUAUAUUGGCAUUUAGUCGUCUCUCUCGUUCAGUGACACAUAUGUGCACUACCUUGAUAAGUGCAAAUGUUGAAUCAAAUGUUAUUCUUCAUUUCCACUUACUCACACCUGAAUCGAAAUAUGAAUAGCAACAUAGCGAAUAUUUGUCCUCAUUGUCCUCCUCUUUUCGUUGGGGAGAGUGAUCGAUUGUAUGCAACAGUCUUCGCUAAAAAGUACGUGAGAUAAUGACGCACUUAGAGACGUCCUCCAUACUGAUGUAUGCGCAUGAAGAAAUUAUAAAAACAUUAAUGUUGAUUCAUUUGGUAUAUAAAUGCAACAAACACCUGAGAAAAGAAACAUAUAAGAAACCAACUACGAAUAUGUCAAUUCAAGUGACUUACAGUUUUUUCUUGAUGAUCGUUGUUCUUAACAGACAUCUGACCAUCACAGGUAGACUAAAACUAGUCCAAAUCUAAAUGUGAAUUUGUACAAUUUUGCUUUUUUUAAAGAACGACGUUGUCGUUGUCUUUCAAGUGAUUCGAUCUGUUGGCCAAAUAGUUCUGUUUGGCAAAGAUUCAAUCAAUCUAUUGAUGGACGUCUUAUUUUACCUCUACCAUCGGCUGCUGUGUGUCAUUCUACUUCAGUGAAUAUCGACGCAUGUAAUACAGCCAUUAAAAAUUGGUCUAAUUCGUCGUGGCGUAGCGAUCAAGUGGGUGCGAUGCAAAGUCCCAAUUGGGAAAAUAGUUCAUGCUCAGUUUUUAUUGAGAAUCCGUCAUGUAAUCAAGGAUCUGUACCUACUUUGGCUGUUAAUGCUACACUACCUGAACACGUUGAGGCAACUGUUCAAAUUGCCAGUACAUAUAAUCUUCGUUUAGUGAUUAAAACAACUGGUCACGAUUAUUUGGGUCGAUCAACAGCGAAUGGUUCAUUUCUUCUUUGGCUUCAUUAUAUGAAAAACAUGACAUUGAUCGAUCAAUUCACAGCAUGCGGUGAUACAGUAUCAAAUGCUAUUCGUCUCAGUGCAGGUGUUCAAUGGGGUGAAGCAUAUGCAUGGCUAAAUCAAUUUAAUUUGACAGCAGUAGGUGGAGCAUACGCAACAGUCGGCGCUGCUGGCGGUUACUUGCUAGGAGGAGGUCACAGUCCAUUGUCACGUUGGAAAGGAUUGGCCGCCGAUAAUGUUCUCGAAUUUGAUGUUGUAACGGCAAAUGGACGACGUGAGACUGUGAAUGCUUGUCAUAACGCAGACUUGUUCUGGGCUUUACGAGGUGGAGGUGGUGGCACUUUUGCUAUUGUACUCAAUGUUGUUCUUCGUACUUAUCCAUCCCCACCUGUCAUAGCUGUUAUCUUGGACAUGACCCCGCCGAAUGAGAUACGAUAUAACAAUUUCAUUAGUGACUUUGUUCACUUCUUGCCUACACUUGCAGAUAGAAACUGGUCCGGCUAUUUUUCUUUCCUUGAUCCAAACAUUGUCAUCGUAUUUAUAUUGCCGAAUGGAGAUGCAAACGUGGCUAAUUCAACAUUUCAUGAACUGCUUCAGAACUAUAUCGAUUUCAACUUCACAUUGAAAUUUCUUUUUUCGAUGCCAUCAUUUAAUGUUUUCUUUCAUAACAUAUUGGCACCAUCCAAUGCAACAGGCGCAAAUAUCUUGCUCGGCUCGCGUCUCAUUCCUGGAAGAAUUGUUCGUCACAAACCCCAUAAAGUUGCACGAACAUUUAUUGACGUCAGAAAGCGAAGGAAAAAUAAGGCAUCACUGCUCGGACAUCUGGUAGCUGGUGGACAGGUAUCUAACAUGAAUAAUAAUAAUAGUGUUAAUCCAGCAUGGCGUACGGCUCUUAUUCACAUGAUCUACGCAAUUGGAUGGCCCGAUUUGACCUCCGAAGAGCAGCAACAAGCAAUUGCUAAACAUGUCACAAGUCAAGUAGAAAUUUUGCAAAGAGUUGCAGGUGGUGAUCGAUCUGGUUGUUAUAUGAACGAAGCUGAUCCAAAUGAACCGAAUUGGCAACAGAAAUUCUUCGGUACACAAGCGAUUUAUGAUCGACUCAAAUCGAUCAAAAAUUCUGUGGAUCCACUUGGACUAUUCAUUUGUAGGAAUUGUGUAGGCAGUGAUGAUUGGUCAUCCGAUCUCAAUUGUCCAAAGACAUAA
Messenger RNA from Rotaria sp. Silwood2, 2589 nucleotides. Lineage: Eukaryota; Metazoa; Rotifera; Eurotatoria; Philodinida; Philodinidae. The record is from the annotation of a GenBank genome assembly.